This is a messenger RNA of Aspergillus ochraceoroseus IBT 24754, 1473 nucleotides long. Its product is annotated as indoleamine 2,3-dioxygenase. NCBI's taxonomy places the organism in Eukaryota, Fungi, Ascomycota, Eurotiomycetes, Eurotiales, Aspergillaceae. Gene Ontology annotation, molecular function: indoleamine 2,3-dioxygenase activity; heme binding; metal ion binding. The record is from RefSeq and is a predicted model, not a curated record. Bases 1 to 1473 code for a protein of 490 amino acids. Gene Ontology annotation, biological process: 'de novo' NAD+ biosynthetic process from L-tryptophan. The transcript has 2 exons. Gene Ontology annotation, cellular component: cytoplasm.
AUGCUUCCCCCAAUUCCAGUUCUAGCCGACUACGGCAUCUCACCAGACUCUGGCUUUCUUCCUUCCGAACCACCCCUUGAACAGCUCCCCGACCCCUACUAUUCCAAGUGGGAAUGGAUAGUGUCCAAUAUUCAACCUCUGUUGUUGAGUAGAAGGAUCCGGAAAGUAGUAGAUACCAUGCCUUUGCUCUCUGCGUCAUAUCUUCAGACAGAACCCGAGUGGAGGCGGGCAUAUUCUAUACUGGGCUUUAUUCUCCAUGGUUAUGUAUGGAGUGGUCCCAAACCAGCCGAGAGAAUCCCACCUCAGUUAACUGUGCCACUGUUGCAAGUGUGCGAGCACCUGGAACUUCCCCCAGUUGCUACUUAUGCAGGGCUGGUUUUGUGGAACUUUAGGCCUAUCCUGUCUGACGAACCUAUGGAUGACCUAAAUAACCUUGCCUGCAUUAACACAUUUACUGGAUCCUUGGACGAACAAUGGUUUUAUCUCGUAUCAACCGCGAUCGAGGCCAGGGGUGGCCCGUCGAUCUCGUUGGUGUUACAGGCAAUCGCUGCUGCUCGGGUUGGAAACAGCCUGGUAGUCACAGAAUGCUUGCAGGCCUUGGCAGAAAUUCUGGACGAGGUCGGUACUCUACUGGAGAGGAUGUACGAACAUAAUGAUCCUUAUGUGUUUUAUCACCGUAUCCGGCCAUAUUUGGCGGGUAGCAAAAAUAUGGCAGAUGCAGGGCUGCCAAACGGUCUUCUAUACGACGACGGCAAAAGGCCAGAGUACCGCCAGUAUGGAGGUGGAAGCAAUGCUCAGAGCUCCCUGAUUCAGUUUUUUGACAUUGCUUUAGGAGUGGAGCACAGACCCACGGGUGAAACCCGCCCUAACGGUGCCUCAGCAGUGACUGAGAAGGAAGGGGUUGCUGCAGCCCCACGGCAUGGCUUUAUCCAGGAGAUGCGGUCAUAUAUGCCCGGACCCCAUCGACGGUUCUUGGAACAUGUCAGUGCGGUGGCUAAUAUUCGGGAAUAUGUGGAAGCUCGCCGCUCAGACAAAGCCCUAUGCAUUGCGUACGACGCGUGUUUGUCUAUGCUACGAGUAAUGCGUGACAAACACAUUCAAAUUGUCUCACGCUACAUCAUCAUCCAGUCUCGUGAUGCCCGCGGACUGGCCGCUAGAUCGUCCAGCCCCCGGCGACAGGGAGCAGCGACCUUAAACCUGGCCACUGCCCGCCAUGGCGAGAAAGCAGACGGCAAGAAACUUCGAGGCACAGGCGGCACCGCGCUGAUUCCAUUCCUCAAGCAGGCUCGUGACGAGACGGGAGAGCCGGCGAUUGAUGCGUGGGCACGACGAUUGUUGACCAAUGGGCCGGCAGAAUCAAGUUUCGCGGCAUUAAGCAAAGUAGGCGAGCAUCCCGAUGGCCAUCUGGAGGUGGUUGGUCUGUCAGGGACGUGGGCUGCCGACGAUAGCGAGGGGGGUAUCUGCCACUGGUGA